Molecule: messenger RNA, 207 nt
Organism: Dichomitus squalens LYAD-421 SS1
Lineage: Eukaryota; Fungi; Basidiomycota; Agaricomycetes; Polyporales; Polyporaceae
Exons: 3
Coding region: 1-207 (68 amino acids)
Source: RefSeq, a predicted model, not a curated record
AUGUUCCUAGCACCCAGAGAGCUCAGCUUCUUGCUGCAGGAUGCGCUAUGCACUCGUGUGCUGCUGAACCUUAGGAAGGCCGCUGCGAGCACGUCGUAUCUGGGAGUUGGCGAAUCUACGGUGAACAGUAUGGGUUUCGAGUCGCAUCCUAUGUUUGCCUCCCCUGGUGAGGAGGAGUUCGAGAUGGAGAUGGAGAUUGCAGCGUAG